Molecule: messenger RNA, 4635 nt
Organism: Polypterus senegalus (gray bichir)
Lineage: Eukaryota; Metazoa; Chordata; Cladistia; Polypteriformes; Polypteridae
Product: zinc finger protein 271-like
Exons: 9
Coding region: 269-3712 (1147 amino acids)
Biological process (GO): regulation of transcription by RNA polymerase II
Molecular function (GO): DNA-binding transcription factor activity, RNA polymerase II-specific; RNA polymerase II cis-regulatory region sequence-specific DNA binding
Source: RefSeq, a predicted model, not a curated record
CUGUGCACGCCCCAAACAGGAAAGGAGAAAGGCACGCGAGCAAGUCUGUGGUGUCGAGUAUUCUUUACUUCAGACUCUUUUCUAUUUUAUAAAGUGUGUAUCUUUAUUCGGAUUGCAGAAACGAGUCCUCGUGUUUUGGCGUUGGCUGCUGGACCGCAGUUAAGUAGUCGGGUCGUGUCUCCGGAAAGGAGAGCAGGCGGCUUCAAAGAACCGUCGAGAAACACAACGGGAAGAAAGAGAAAUUGAAUGUAACAACUGGAUUUAUGUGAUGGAAGAAACGGGCAACACAGGUGUGAAUACCAUGGAGAAAAAGAUUGUAAACAUUAAGGAAGAGGAGGAGGAGUGUGAAUGGGGAUUUCUGCACCCUAAACAGGAGAGCCUGUACAUUAAGGAGGAGGAUUAUGAAACAGGGUUAGUGAGCAUUAAAGAGGAGCCUUUUAUCAUUGAGAACCGAAGAAAUACAAUUGAGGAUGGCGUCAAGAAAGAGGAUCUCCCAUCAGAAUGUGCCUUUCAGGAUGGAGCAAUAACUGGAUUUGCCCCCCAGCAUUUAUCUCUGGAGCCUUCUGUGUGUGUCAAGUCUGAAUCAUUCAUAGCAGAGACAAAGACGAUGGUGGAAAAAUCAUCGGAGAGAAUGACAGCCGACGAUCAGCCAUCAUCUACAAAUCAGUCUGGAGAAAGUUUACAUAAAAGUGACAGCUUCCCCCUAUCUCCCAUUACUUGGACCCCUCUUCAGGGUCGACCACAUGAGCAAAAUGUGAAAAAAUCGCCCUCUGGAUCAACAAUUUUUGUAGUGGCCUCUGCUCCUUGUGGAUCUUGGCCUGUUGUCGGCCUAACAAGCUUAGACGCAGCUGGCCAUAAUCAAAAGGUGAACAACAACAGUACAAAUCUCCACCAAGAUAUGAAGACAAGUGUUAAACGCAAAGAUUUUCAAGGGUCUCAUAUGGAACAGAAGCUACAUUGCUGCUCUGAAUGUGGCAAAGGAUUUACCUAUAUGAGCAAUCUUAAAAGACACAUGAAAAGUCACACUGGGGAGAAGCCAUUUUGUUGCUCUGAAUGUGGCAAACGAUUUCAAAUGAAGGGCGACCUUCAGAGACACCAGUCAAUCCACACAGGGGAGAAGCCAUUUUGCUGUUCUGAGUGUGGGAAAGCAUUCAUAACAAGUUACCGUCUUCAAGAACACUCAAGAAUUCACACUGGAAGCAAACCGUUUCGCUGUUCUGAUUGUGGGAAAGAGUUUUCAGCAAAAAGCAGUCUAGUGGUACACCAAAGGAAUCAUACUGGAGAGAAGCCGUACCAUUGUUCUCAGUGUGGCAAACGGUUUUUGAAAACGAGCAGCCUGACAACCCACAUGAGAAUUCACACGGGUGAGAGGCCAUACUGCUGUUCCGAAUGUGGCAAACAAUUUUCAAAAAGGAGCUCCCUUACGGCCCACAUGAGAACUCACACCGGAGAGAAACCGUACUGCUGUUUGGAAUGCGGCAGACAAUUUUCCGUAAGGAGAAGUCUGGUGGCACACGAAACGACUCACACCGGAGAGAAGCCGUACAGCUGUGCCGAUUGUGGCAAAGGAUUCUCACAAAGAGGCAGUCUUCAGACCCACAUGAGAUCUCACACUGGGGAGAAGCCAUACACUUGUGUUGAUUGUGGCAAAUUACUUUCUUCGAGGAGCAGCAUUCAAGAACAUGCGAAAAUUCACAAGGGAGAGAAGCCACACUGCUGUCCCGACUGUGGCAAGCGAUUUGUAAGAAGGUGCGUUCUUCAGAGACACAGAAGAGUGCACACGGGAGAGAAGCCGUAUUGCUGUUCUGAAUGCGGCAGAAAGUUUGUGUAUUUGAUCAGUCUUGAGAGACAUGUUGCAAUUCACCGGGAGAAAGAGUUGCAUUCUUGGGCCCAUAGCCAUCGCCACACCAGGAAGUGCUGCCAGAGGGUCAUCAUGGAGCAUCUGGAGCACACCCGGACAAGGGACCCAGUGCCUGCCCUAGAGAAGCAGCCCCAUAGCAUGAUGCUCCCCCACCCCACCAUGCUUGGUGGGUGGCCUGACCUUGGCCGCUUCACCGUGCUUCCAGUUGUCUUCCACUUCGCUGUGAUGGCCUUCACAGUGGACACACUGAGGCUAAGGAGCUUGGCAGUCUUCUUGGCACCAUCGCCAUCUCUAAACGUCUUAAUCCCAGCGACGAGCGCCUUUGACUGGUGGGCGGUACGCUGGAGAUGGUUUGCGAGACUCUUUGAAAAGCAUAGCGUCGCAUCACAACACACAGAGGCAGGAGCAAAGGAGCAGCAGCUGCAGUUGACCGUAAACGUCAAAACGAACCUGAUGGAGAAAAGGACUGGCGGCGUUAAAGAGGAGGACUGUGCCUGGGAGCCCGUCCACCUCAAACGGGAGAGCCUAUCCAUUAAAGAUGAGGAUUGUGAAUGGAUGACCGUGGGCAUUAAAGAGGAGGCCAAAGAGACAUCUGUCAGCAUUGAGAUGCAGAAGCAUAAAACGAUGGCAGGUGUCAAGGAGGAAGACCUCCAUUCAGAGCCGGCUCUUCGUUAUGGGUGUCAGGAUGGAGCAGUGACCAGGUUAGCGUCCCCUCAAAGUGGGCACGGCUCAUCUCUGAAGCCUGCUAUCGAUGCGGAGGACAAAAGUUCAUCUGUUAAAACUCGGGAGGAUCAGCCACCAUCUACAAUUUGGUCUGGAGAAGGAAACAAACAUCACUGCUGCUCAGAAUGUGGGAAACGAUUCUGUCAUAGGAGUACUCUUUCGAGACACAGAAGAAUUCACACAGGAGAGAAGCCGUAUUGCUGUAAUGAAUGUGGCCAGCGAUUCUCGCGAAAGAACAACCUGAAGAGACACACGAGAAUUCACACCGGAGAGAAACCCUACGGCUGUUCGGAAUGUGGCAAGCAAUUUUCACUAAAGAGCAACCUUCUGGCCCAUACAAGGUCUCACACGGGAGAGAAGCCGUAUCGCUGUUCUGACUGUGGGAAACAUUUCUUGAAAAUGAGCAAUCUUAAGACCCACAUGAGAAUUCACACAGGAGAGAAGCCCUACUGCUGUUCUGAUUGUGGGAAACAGUUCUCACGAAUGAGCCAAAUUCGGAGCCACCAAAGAAUUCACACCGAAGAGAAGCCAUGCUGCUGUUUGGAAUGUGGCAAACGGUUUGCACAUAUGAUCAGUCUUAAGAGGCACACUGCAGUUCACUCGGGAGAGAAGCCGUACUGCUGCUCUGAAUGUGGAAAACAGUUUUCUUUGAAGUUGACUCUUCUGGUACACAUGAGAAUUCACACCGGAGAGAAGCCAUUUAGCUGUUCCGAAUGUGGGAAACAGUUUUCACAAAGAAGCAGUCUUUGGAGCCACAGCAAAAUUCACACGGGAGAGAAGCCGUACUGCUGUUCUGAAUGUGGCAAACAGUUUUCGCAGAGGAGCAGUCUUCAGAACCACGAAAAAAUCCACAUGGGAGAGAAGCCAUAUUGCUGCUCUGAAUGUGGCAAAGGAUUUUUGAAAAUGAGCAAUCUCCGGAGCCACAAAAGAAUUCACACGGGAGAAAAGCCGUAUGAUUGCUCUGAGUGUGGCAAACGAUUUGCGCAUGUUAAUAGUCUGAAGAGGCACAGUACAGUUCACACAGGAGAGAAAAUGUUUGGCUGUUCUGAGUGCGGCAAGCGAUUUUCACGUAUGAGCAGUCUUAAAAGACACACUACGCUUCACACAGGAGGAGUUCAAAACCCUUGACCAACAGAAAAGGAAGAACAAAUGUAUAGAUCACAUCGUAAAGUGUGCAGAACAACUGCUCUGGUGUCUUGUGGAUGGGCAGCUACCCCAAGAAUAGCUUGACUGAGGGACAAGCACCAAAUCAUGAAUGUGUAGGGUGGCUUUCUGACCCCAGAAACGUUUCCCAAUACCUCCUGCUUAAAACUCAAAAAGCCAGAGGUUUGUGUGACCCCGCUUUGACGGUCAGUACACAUUCUGAAAAUUAAGAUCAGGUGAGAUCGAGCGACACACAAGGUGGCUUAAGAAGACAAUAAGAAUUAAUAGGUAAUUCUAAUAACUGAUACAGCCGGAAAUGGUAAACCAUCUCCUUGUCGUUUGCAGGGUGCUGACAGUCAAAGACAUAAAGUAGCUAAACUUCUUCUUUGGAAAAUCCUCAAAAAAUAAACUUGCUUGCGUCACAGAGACCCCCCAUGGGUCCACACUCCAGACAGAAUCACAAAAUAUAAGGAGGUGUUAGUCAGUGGGUGUUCUACCUAAAGGAAAAUGAAGGCAGAAUUUUAUGAAAAAGGAUUGGGAGAUAAAAUGUUAAAAAUCAAGUCAACUUUGUUAAACCAAAGCCAAGCUGUCUUCAAACCAAAAGGUAGUUGCAAAACAAUCAAAGUAAAAAAAAAAAUACAAUAAAAGUAAAGUACAGUGUAGGACAGAAAACUGAAGGGCUUUAUCUGGCUGUGCAGGAGUAGUUGGCAUGCGCACCAGUGUGUCGUGUAAAACACUUGGAGAGUAGAUUUCAGAUCCAAACUUUAAUAUGAAGAUAUACAGUGUAGAUGUGUUUUGUGCGUGGUCGACAAUGAAAAGUUAAAACUAUUAUGAAUUCUCAAAGGGCGGCACGGUGGCGCAGUGGUGGCGCUGCUGCCUCGCAGUUAGGAGACCUGGGGUUCGCUUCC